Molecule: messenger RNA, 1292 nt
Organism: Lucilia sericata (common green bottle fly)
Lineage: Eukaryota; Metazoa; Arthropoda; Insecta; Diptera; Calliphoridae
Product: mitochondrial thiamine pyrophosphate carrier-like
Biological process (GO): thiamine pyrophosphate transmembrane transport
Cellular component (GO): mitochondrial inner membrane
Molecular function (GO): thiamine transmembrane transporter activity
Source: RefSeq, a predicted model, not a curated record
AUGGCUAACUCUUCCUCCAGCAGCACAGCACCUGUGGUGGUGGAGAAAUCAGUAACAGCACCAGUGAAAAAACGCACCAACAGCAGUAGAGAACAACUGCAACAAAUUAUUUCUGGUGGUCUGGCGGCGGCCAUAACCAGAUCUACUUGUCAACCAUUUGAUGUCUUAAAAAUACGCUUUCAACUACAAGUAGAACCUUUAGGCACUCAAGCCGUUGCCACCGCUACAGCAGCAGCCAAAAAAUCCAAAUACAUUUCCAUAAAUCAGGCCAUUAAAACCAUAUACAAAGAGGAAGGUCUUUUAGCCUUCUGGAAAGGUCAUAAUCCUGCUCAAAUCCUUAGUAUCAUGUAUGGCAUUUCACAAUUUUGGACUUAUGAACAAUUGAGUUUGUAUGCCAAACAAACUACGUAUCUUAAGGAUACGAAUUUAUCCAAUUUUAUAUGUGGAGCGCUGGCAGGCAAUGCAGCGGUUAUUGUAUCCACUCCUUUAGAUGUCAUACGUACACGUUUAAUAGCUCAGGACACUAGCAAAGGUUAUCGUAAUGCCACACGUGCUGUAGCGGCUAUCAUAAAGAAUGAAGGUCCUCGUGGCAUGUAUCGUGGUCUAUCGUCGGCUCUGCUGCAGAUUACUCCCCUAAUGGGUUCGAAUUUUAUGUUUUAUCGUCUAUUCUCACAAUCUGCCUGUAAAGUUUUGGAUGUUAAGGAGAGAAGCCAAUUGCCCACCUGGACCUUACUUAUUAUGGGUGCAUCAUCGGGCAUGCUUUCUAAGACUAUUGUCUAUCCCUUCGAUCUAAUAAAGAAACGUUUACAAAUUCAGGGCUUCGAAUCGAAUCGUCAAACUUUUGGGCAAAACAUACGCUGCACAGGUGUCUAUAGUUGUUUGCGUGAGACGAUCAAACAAGAGGGUGUGCGUGGUCUCUACAAGGGUGUAGCGCCCACACUCCUCAAGUCCAGUCUAACAACGGCUUUAUACUUUAGCAUUUAUGAUAAAUUGAAACAAAUACGCUGGUCUUCGCCCACAACAACUACAACAUCUUAGCAUUUUAAAUAAAAGUUGAAUGUUUUAAUUUGUUGUUGCUUGUUUUCUAUUAGAAUUUCUUUUGCUUUCUUUAAUUUCUUUUCUUUUAACAGUGUAUAAUUUAAAAUAUUUAGUUUUAGUGUAAAUAAUUUUAAAUUAUUUAAGUGAUUUUAAGUUAGUUUUCCUUUUUUUGUUAUUGUUGUUUAUUUAAACUAUAAAUGUAACAAGAAGAUAAAAGAUUUUUUAAAAGAUUAAAUUUAAAACGAUAUUUUUGU